CUGUUGUCAAUAUUCGUGGUGAUUUCAAUCGGUUUUAUCAAUCUGCGGCUCCUCAUCUCAAGCAUCUGGAAAGAUUAUUCCGUGAAGUUAUUCGUUAAAUUGUUUAUCAUUGCGAUAGUUUUCAGUUGUGAUUGUUUCCAGUGUUAAGUUGUUAGCUUAUCGUUGAAUAGUACAGUGGUGCGCUCGCUGUAGUUUUCGUGUGAUAAAAUUUUGUGCAGGAAGAAGAGAAUCCCUGAUAAGGACAAUUAAAUUAGGAUCUCUAUAAAAGCGAAAUAUUUAUUACUUCUGCUAAGCUUUUAAGUGUGCUGUACCUAAUUUCUUUUGAAAAAUGUCGGAUGAAUGGGAAGUAGUCAGUGGCAAACAAAAGAAGCCCCGUAAGACCGGAGGUGAAAAGAACAAGGCGACAUCGAAAGCCGGUGCUUCUCAAAUAGAGGAUGCGGAUACGAUGGACCAAAUCCGUUCACUGUACGCCAAUGUGAAGGACGAAUUUCUCAUGAUGGGCAACAAGGAAAACAAGAACAAUCAGAAUAUGGCCAAUGGUUCGAAAUCUCAGGCGGGGGAUCAGAAGAGAUCUCCCGGUAGGACGGCCUCGGGAACGCAGCAAGCUCAACAGCAGAAUCAAAACAAGGGAAAACAGAAACAGGAGGCAGAUAAAAAGCAACAGCAAGUUCGACCUCGCUUUAAGGAUCUAGAUGCUGCUCUAAGGGCCAUUGCCGUUAGCGAUCUUCGAGCACAAUUAUGGGCGGUGUCUGAAAACUUCCGCGACAAUCAUUUGAUGACCCUUAAAGCCUUAACUGGAUUCCUGAACGAGAGUCUACGCGUGGAUACCAGUGCCGAUCCGAUUUUUUCGGAGGAAUCUCGGUCGUACCCAUACUGCGUCAUUCCGCAAGAACUGCAAUCGCUCAUUGAUGAGGUGAUCGAUAAAGCAGGAGAGCAGAACGUUCAAUACUUCUACGAUCUCACGUUAUCCAAUCUAGCUGGGGACAUGAACAAAAACCUCCCGCAUCAAGGCCACAAGCUAAUUCUGCAGGCCAUGGCCAUCAGGGUACCACAGAUUUGUGUUAACAAUUUGGCCCGAAAUGCGAUCCUCCGAAAUUCGUUCCAGAACAGAAGCAAUAUCGGCCUAACGCUGCUAUGGGCUCUGGGUCAAGGGGGCUUCCAGGACCCCACCGUUGGCCUUAAAGUCUGGCAAGACAUCAUGGUGCCAGUGAUUGAGCUUAAAACCUACAGCAAAUACGUCACCGAAUACAUCCAUCAGAUACUGACGAAACAUCCAUCGGUCAAAUUGGAAGUCUCCUCCAGCGAUUUCUUAACGAUUUUGAGUUCCCUUACUACUCAAACGAAAUCUACCCAGGACUCUGCCGUGCUCCUGGAUGACGCUUCCAAGCUACUGGUUGAGCGAUACGUGUCCAGUGCCCCCAAAACCAGUAGCACGUUUACAACCCUGUUCAAAAACACUCAAUUUAUUUCGAAACCGGAACCGAUAUACCUGGGUUUGAUCCUGUGCCUGAACGAGGAACCCGAAUGUUAUACAGCUUGGCAUCAUUUGUACAAGAAAAAUUUACAACAAUCGGCGACGCUGCUGAGUUUUAUCGAAAGUUCGACGUUGGAACCAGUGUUGACGCUGCUCGAGGACCGUCUGUUUCAUGAAUUCUUGGAAGAACUUCAAGAAACCAAUGAGGAACUGUCUCAGAGCAAGAAGAAAGUGGAGGGACUCAAAAUGUGCACCGCUGUCUUGCAGCAAGUACAGGAGAAGGUGUCCACAAAGAAGAACAAAUCUCCCAAAGCCAGCAGCAAAUCGCCCUCCCGAGGACCGGUCGCCCUGUGCUGUAGCUUCCUGCUGGCCACAUUCCUGCUGUUCGGCAUCACCGGGGGCCUAAUCGGAUUCGACACCUACCGGGCGGGUGGCAAGUUCGAAAACUCUCACACCGGUCAGCUGCUGAAGCAGGCGGGCCUGCUUCCAGCUGUCCAGGAUGGGUGGACCUGUACCCUGAAGUACAGCGCCCGGGGCUACAAGUGGGCCGAGGAGCACGUACCGGUCUACUACCAGAGCACGUCGAAAGCCGUUGGACCAUACGUCGAAUUUUCGAUAGACUUCAGCAAAAUUCUUUGGAAUGGUGCCAAGAAGGGCUUCGGCAAUGCAAAACUGCUGGUCGAGCAAAAAACUCCAGUCGUUGCUGAGUUUGUUGAACAGUACGCACCAGGGCUGCCGAAGAAGGUAGGAGACUUUACCUGUUGGUCGUGGACGACGGUCAGCAACUUCUGGGUCAACACCUAUAAUCAGAGCUGUGAAUUCUUCAAAACAAAGGUGUUUGUUGGUCAGUUAUCACCCGAAAACUUGGGGAAAGCCUUCAACAGUACCCAAGUGGCUGCUGCUCAGUACUAUAGCUGGUUCCACGAUCAGGUCGAUUUCUACGCUAAGGCCAAGUAAAGCCCCCGAUCAGCUUGGAGAGGCCCCGUCCCCUAACCGGCGGCAACCGUUGUUCCGGCGAACGGGUGGACUUCAAACCUUCAAAACCUGUGCGAUGAUUGAAGAGUGCUAGAGAGGUGUGCGUACUUUUCGUGGUGUGUUAGGAAAUAAAGCAAAAAAAAAAGUGGAGCUAUGCAAUUUAUAUACCCUGAUUAUACUUGGAAAAGAUAGGGAAAACAACACGCAACAACAAGAACAACAAUUAAAAAUGAGCGAUAAAGAUUUUAAACAACCGGAAGUACUAACGUGUUGAGUAUGGAAAAUUGAAAAAGGAAAAAAAAAUCAGCAGAAGUAUGUAAAACCAGUAGGAAGAAACUUUAGAAAGACUGCAACGGUGGCCGGUAUUUUUUUCCGGUUGGAAGUCCCCUAUGGGGAGUUGAGAUUGAGACGAACAGACCCGGAAUAUAAAGCUGAACAUCUCUUUUCGGGGAAUUUUUGCGAGCUCUCUCUAUCCCUUUCACGAUGUGUUUGAAAUUAGUGAACAGCACACUUAUGAGUAGCUGUUAAAAUUGGUGUAUGAGUACGUGUGUACAGAGUGGCGAAUUUACAGCGCUACCCGUAUUUAAAAUCAUUAAUUAUUUGGAGAAAAAUCGUCCUCAUCCCGAAUGAAAAUGAUUUAUUAACUAACUGAUUUGGUGCGUUUUCAAAAACCAAAAAAUUCAAUUUUUGGAAAAGUUCAGUUUUCAGCUGAAUGAUUUCAACUGAAUUAGACUGGAUUAGUAAAUUAUAGCGUCAACUAAACAGAAAACUUUCCUGUAGGAUUUAAGUUUAAAAGUUUCAUAAAGUCUCCAAACUAAAUAAAUUGUUGUUAUUUCUGUUUAUGUAAUUUGAUACUCAUUUUCUGGGAACAUUAUGUCAUUUCGAUAAUUAUUCGUUGAUUCGUAAAAAAAUACUUUCACUGAUGAGAGUUAAGUUCGACCCUUGACUUAAGUCAGCGUAAGUAAGGAUUGAUUUUUUUUUAACUAAAAGAACGUAACCAAUAGUCUUGCAAUUAACGACUUUGUUUUGUUUUUGAAGUAUCCACCUACACACUACACUCAAAAAUUCCCUCGUUUAGAUACCUUUAAUAGCAGAACGAAGCGAACAACGGAAAUUGUGUAAAAGUUCACGUAGAACUUGUAAUUUUUUUUAAACACUAAACUAAUUUAAUAAUUAUUUUUCAUUGAUUAAUAACUAAGAAGGGGUUCCGAACACUGUUUGAGUAUAUGAGAUAAAAACAAAAGUGAAAACUAAUGGUAAAUAGAAAGUAUAAUAAAAGAUCUUAAAUUAAUUUUUCUGUUGUGAAA
Messenger RNA from Uranotaenia lowii, 3756 nucleotides. It is a transcript of the gene Tmem214, whose product is annotated as transmembrane protein 214-A. The coding region runs from base 329 to 2431 and encodes 700 amino acids. The transcript is spliced from 8 exons. Lineage: Eukaryota; Metazoa; Arthropoda; Insecta; Diptera; Culicidae. The record is from RefSeq and is a predicted model, not a curated record. Gene Ontology annotation, cellular component: Golgi apparatus; endoplasmic reticulum.